Molecule: messenger RNA, 945 nt
Organism: Haemonchus placei
Lineage: Eukaryota; Metazoa; Nematoda; Chromadorea; Rhabditida; Trichostrongylidae
Source: the annotation of a GenBank genome assembly
AUGGAUGAUCUCAACCACGGUCAACAUGAAGAGCAACCAGGUCCGUCCGUUUCUAUGGGGGGCUCCAUAAAUAUCCCUUCCUCAAGUGCAGGUCCGAUACGUCGUCGUCGAUUUAGCACGGCGAAAAUCCAGCCGACGCGAAUCAAGAAGGUAAUGCAAUCUGAUGAGGAAAUCGGUCGUAUGGUGGCAUCUGUGCCAGUCGCCAUAGGAAGGGCAAUGGAGCACUUUGCUGAGAAAUUCCUCCAGGCGGCCGCACAGGCUACGCAGAUGAGCAACUCCCGCACCCUUACACCAGCUCAUAUGAAGCAGGCAAUGAUGGCCAAUCGACAUUUUCACUUCCUCGCAGACAUUUUCAAGGAAGUGGCUGUUCCUGGGCGGAUGGGAUCUGAGUUCGAUCCCAGUCUCUCACGACAGCAGAUGCAACUACUGCAGGCUGGCCUUCCAACGGUGGCUCCCGGCUCGAGUGCAAGUCCAGUCUGCAGCCCUUGUACUCCUAUUUCUCCCAUGGGAGUUGGUAGCACUACAGCGCCAGGGAUUCCUCCGUCAACCAAUGGGUCACCGUAUGCGAUCUCUGUUCCGGGAUCUGCGGCUUUCAACAUUCCCUACUCCCCGCUUUUAUCUAGUAUGGUCAUGCCUGGGCAGGCGCAGUCCAUCACUCCUGCAUUGCAAUAUCCGUCUGUGCCUUCACCCAUAACACCAAUUUCACCAUCGCCCGCCUCCUCAACAUCGUCAAUGCGCAAAGCACUUAAUGGUAGAAAGGUGGAUCCCUCUACGGACGGUGACAAACCGAAACGAGGGCGACCACGCAAGAUUAAGCGCUCCGAAAAAUGUCUCGAUGACGAGUUGUGUGAUGAAGUAACAAAUGGAAUAGAAAAGGAGGAUCAAGAUCGUGCACUCAUGCCGCCACCGGCACUCCCAUUGGGACGUGCCAGACCAGUUGCUUGA